AAGUUUUACUGACCGUGAGUACAUUUUACUAAAGAAAGGAAGAAAAGAGAAAUAUCCUCACCAUUUUCCCCAUUCGUUGGGAGUCAGGACGAGGGAGGGACCCUGACGAUGUCGGUGCCGGAGGCGGGGCAAUCGGCGGGGAGGGACGAGCAGGAGAUGGACAAUUACGAGCAGCACCAGACCAGAGUGCUCAUGGCGCUGAUGCAGGGCUUGUGCGCCGCGAGGUACCGCAAGGCCGACAACACCCCCUGCCUCGUCGACCAGGGCCUCUACCUGGGUUCUGUUGGAGCAGCACUGAACAACGAGGCUCUGAAGAGCUUGAACAUCACCCACAUCUUGGUUGUUGCCAGAUCACUGAAUCCCGCCUUUCCAGCAGAAUUUACAUACAAGAAGAUCGAGGUACUUGACAGCCCAGACACUGAUUUGGGAAAGCAUUUCGGUGAAUGCUUUACUUUCAUAGAUGAGGGUACCUGCACUGGUGGCAAUGUGCUGGUUCACUGCUUUGCAGGUCGGUCACGAAGUGUCACAGUUGUUCUUGCAUAUCUUAUGAAGAAGCAUCAGAUGAGCCUGCAAAGUGCCAUGUCACUAGUUAGAAGCAAACGACCUCAAAUAGCACCCAAUGCGGGCUUUAUAUCCCAGCUGGUGAACUUUGAGAAGUCUCUGCAAGUGGAGCAGGGACAAAGAACGUUGCAAUCUAACUAACUACAGGUGUAAAUAUCAAGAACCCGCUGUGAAUAGCUUCCUUACUGCAUGUUAUCACCUCCAGAAAUCAAACAGGGCCGUUGCAACUGGUAUGAGUUCCAGCCAUCUUAUUAUGCUCAUUUCCUAAUUGAUUCUGUGAUGUUCUAGGGUAAUUUUUAGCCCAGGGAAUCAGCGCUACAAGAAUGCAGAUGAUACAGCAGUCUCCCCUGUAAUAAAUGUUCCCUGUAAUGCAGAUGAUACCUUUGCCCUCUUCAUUUAGGGCCUGUUUGAAUCACGGGGAAUUUUCCUGUCGACCUGUUCCAUUUUGAUGCUCAAUGCUCUUCAGCAGCAGCAGCCUUCUGUAAUGAAAGAUGUGUAUGUAUGAUCUUUGAAAAAAAAUUGGUAUGGUGGUUGUGUGACAUGAAUUAGCUUC
Molecule: messenger RNA, 1114 nt
Organism: Triticum urartu
Lineage: Eukaryota; Viridiplantae; Streptophyta; Magnoliopsida; Poales; Poaceae
Product: dual specificity protein phosphatase 1B
Biological process (GO): peptidyl-tyrosine dephosphorylation; negative regulation of MAPK cascade
Cellular component (GO): cytoplasm
Molecular function (GO): MAP kinase tyrosine phosphatase activity; MAP kinase tyrosine/serine/threonine phosphatase activity; protein tyrosine/threonine phosphatase activity
Source: RefSeq, a predicted model, not a curated record